CACAUCGGAAGUGAGUUUUUAACGUUUAGCGUCACGUCGAAGCAAGUGUUUUUAACCUAGAAAAUUAAAAAAGACGUUUUAUUCGUUGAAAAUGUACCGCUUGUUGGUGCCACACGGUUUAUGUGCCAAAUGCACAAUGCUGCCCUCGCGAGUUUCCACUCUGUGGAUGUCACUAGCCCGCGGACGAGCUAGGCUGUCCGACGAACGGAAUGUUUGGAACCAAAGCCGAUGCUCCGUGAGCGGGUCCACCAAGACCUUUUCAAAAAACUAUAACAAGUUUUCCUUGGUGUGGGUGUGCGGGGCCGGUGUGGGGCUCGCCUUGGUUUUUGGACUCCAAUAUCACGCGCGGCGAGAAAACACGGCGAUAGAGCCACAGAAACGUCGAUACGAUGCUGCAGUCAAAGCCAGCAGAGUCUCGGUGGAGCGAAUACAGGUAGGCGCGCAGGUAUGCAGGCAGGAAUGCGCAAUUAAACCGGUCCCACCAGUCUGGCUCGCCUGCUGCAGCUAUGCCGUUUAUGUGGGUUUCUUCUCUUGGAAGGCUGAGGUCGGAGCUCCCGGCCUGGUGGUGGGGGUAUCUGUAGAUGGAGUUCCUGUCUGGUGUGAAGGGGUCGGUUAUGCCGAUUUGGAGAAUCGUCUACCGUGUGCCCCGGAAACUGUGAUGCGAAUCGCCAGCAUCAGUAAGUCGCUCACGUCUGCGGCGGCUGCACGUCUGUGUGAGGAAGGGAAACUCGAUCUUGAUGCACCCGUCCAGAAAUACGUACCAGAGUUUUCUCAAAAGCAGUUUGAUGGACAGAAUGUCACAAUAACACCUCGCAUGAUUCUCUCCCACCUCAGCGGUAUACGGCAUUACGAGAAGGACCCAAAUAAAGUGAGGGAGGACAAGGAGAAAGCCAAGCGACUUUUGAAGCCAUCAGUGAAGGAAAAAAAGGAGGACAAGAGCAUGUGUGAAAAUAAAGAUGAGUCCACUAAAGAGCAGAAUAUCCAAUCCGAAGAAGCUUCCUGGGGCAAGAAAAAAAAUGAGUUUGAGCAUAAAGAAUACUACUUGAUGGACAAUUUUGAAAGUGUCACUCAGGCUUUGGGCCUCUUUAAGGAUGACCCACUAAUUUUUAAACCAGGCACAACAUUCCUGUACUCCACCCACGCCUACACCCUCCUUAGUGCUGUCAUAGAGAAGGCUGCUGGCCAACGCUUCCUGGAUGUCAUGACAAACCUCUUCCGGGAACUUGGAAUGCUCAAUACUGUGCCUGAUCAGAAUGAACCAAUCAUUUACCAUCGCUCCAGAUAUUAUCAUCUGAGCAAGCGAGGACGGGUAGUGAACUGCCCGUACGUAGACAACUCGUACAAGUGGGCAGGCGGCGGCUUCCUUUCCACGGUAAAGGACCUGCUGCUCUUUGGUAACGUUCUACUCUACAGUUACCAGAUGGCCCACGUAAAGGACACUGCAGGGCUGCUGCCCGGCUUCCUCAAACCCCAAACUGCCGUGGAGUUAUGGACAGCGGCGGACAAGACGGAAGCCAGCUGGGACAAGGAUGGACGGUACGGCCAAGGCUGGCUGGUCGUGGACAAACAGCAGAAAUACGGGCAGUGCAGAAAGCGCCGGCACUAUGUGUCGCACACAGGAGGCGCUGUGGGGGCAAGCAGUGUCCUGUUGGUGUUGCCCAGUGAGGAGAUUGAGCAGCGGCAGGGACAGAAUGUCCUACCGCAGGGGGUGGUGGUCACCAUUAUCACCAACAUGCAGUCGGUGGGACUCAACAGCACAGCCCUGAAAAUUGCACACGAGUUUGACAAAGCCAGAAGCGCGUAAGUUGUUUCCAGAAAACGUGACUGAUUUGAGUUUUGAUGUAGCUUUUAAAGUGUGUUGUUAAAAAGGAGAUACUUAAAGCUGUAUUUUUAUAUCAAACUAAUUAAUUUCUUGCUUUAGACUGCAAUACCUCACUGUUUGUAAUACAAAAAGUCUAGUGUCAAACAAAUCCAUGUAAUUAUGAAUUUUUGCCUUGAACAAAUAUUUCUUAAUUUUAUAAUGAAAAGGAAUUCAUUAUCAUAUUUAAUGAACUUGUUUUGGUCAAAGAUUAUUUGACAUUUGAUUAUUGCAUGACUUUUCAAAUAUAAUUUCCUUGGUGAGGUUGAAUGGUCAUUGCAUUACAGAUACCGUAAGAUAAGCUUUCAUUAGUAGAAAUCAAGACACAGAGAUGUUUAUACGACAUCAAACAAAGAAGAACACACUGCAAAAAAAUGCAUUCCGUCCAGUUUUUUACACUCUUUUAAAACUGACUGUAUUGGAUCAGUUGUUGCCCUUUUUUGAUUUUGCUAUAAUUAUGAAGUCUUAAGUCAUCUUUUUAAUCAUGACGUGGGAUUGAAAAAUAUACAGUAUUGUGUAAUGUUUAAAUUGUUUAGUUUUGGGAAAACAUGGAAAAUGUUUCUCUUUCAGUCCACUAGAUGGUGUUAACCACUAGAAAUGCCAAAAAUGAUGGGAGCGCAAGAUUAAUACCUGAUACCAAAAACAAAAAGUGCUAUGUAGGAAGAAAAUUGUGAGUUGUUUAUACUUGAGCGAUUGUCAGCAUAUUUUUAAUUGCGUUCCAAUUUUUUUGUAUCAGUUCACCCUCUGUUAUAGUGGGGCAAGUUUGAGUGAUGGAAAUUGAAUUUCACAAACAAAACAAGUGUGCUUAUGUUUUGCCUCACUCCAAAAAUCUCACAAUAGUCAUAUUAUUUCAAAUCAUUUAGUAGGGAUCAUUGCUUGUAUUUACAGAAUGCACCCAUUUCACCAUCAUUUGACAUAAAAGUUAUUUUUAUUCAGCGUCACACAUGCAGCAGGUUGAAAAUGUACUUACUCUUUUGACAUGUACUAUAAAGCUUUGUAACUACUUUCAGACAAAGCCCAUAGAUUGAAAUGUGAUUUAUUUGUAGUCCAGUGAAACCUCUAAAGUUGGCUACACUUCAGAAUUCGACCAACAUUUUUAGGAAAAAUAUGCCCCCAAAGUCACUCUAAAAUCCAGCUUUCUAUCAACAUGAGGUCAUGUAAAACUUUCUGAUUUUAGUUUCACUGCGCAUCAAAUCCACAUGUUUUGCUUAUUCUUUUGUGUGAUGGCAAAGUGGGGAAACAUAAUGAUGUACGUAAAUGUGGGAAAGCAAGCAGUACGUCCAUCUCUGUCUGGCUUCUACGUACAAUAUAGCUAAUUCAACAAUACAAUUAAAGGAACAGAAUGUACAUCAGAAAGCUGCAUUUAGUCUUUAUGAGAACAGACUCACCACCUAUCACUCGUCAUCAAACUUAAAGUUCAGAGCACCGUUAACAGCAGUGAACUACUUACAUUAGGGUUAAACCCUUUUCUUUACAGUUGAUAAAGGUUUUAUGGUGGUGAAAGUUUGACCAUAGAACACAUGAAUUCUAUUUCCAUUAUUUGUUAGGGGAGAACAUUAUUAUCUAAAUCUAAACAAAUUGGAGCGUCUCGGAACUGACUGUUCGACCUUAGAGAAGCCACUAUUAUACCAAACUGUCUACUCCCAGCUCAUAUUUCCACGUGCAUCAACAAAAACUGGUCAAGUCAGCUCUUCUACUCUUCAUGUGGUGUCCACAAUAUCCACCAUUCAAAAAUAUCUCACCAUGUGGGUGUCACAAGAGGGCAUCAAUGUGAACUUGUCAUACUCUUGGUUUUACUUUCCAGUAUUCUAUCUGACUCCUCUGUUGCUUGGCUUUCAGCAUCCUGUACGUGGACACAAGUUACGUCAAGAUCAAGUUUAGAACACUCAAUAAUGCUGUUUUUAAAUGCCUUCCUCCCAUCUUUCAUGUACAGUACUUACUUAUGUGUAAAGUAGACAAUAACAGCGAAGACCACUAAGAUGAGGAGGGCAACAAGGACCAGUGCAAGAAUUAAACCGGCCUGCUCCUUGUCAGAGGUGCCGAUGAGGAGUUGGAACUGCUCGCAUCGGCUCCCUUUGUAGUAGUCAUUGCACCUAAAAGUAGCAGUCUCUCAGCAUGCAGUCUAAACAUGGUACAGCAUCAACAUUAGACAUGUUUUCAUACUUACACACAGGAGAGCGCUUCCAUUGAGGCAAGUUUAUAGCACGUGCCCCCAUUCAUACAAUAGGCAGCGUCCUGCCCAUCACAUGGCACUCCGUGUUCUAUACAGAGAAAGCAACGUGUAAGAAAAGGUUGCUUGCUAAAAAGGGAAUGUUUUCAGGUCGACUUAUUUUUACCUGCCAUCAUCUGAAAGGUUGCUCUUAUUUUGAUCUUUUCACCUAGAAUAGUUAACAGUUCAGGUGAAUUCAAGGAGAAAAUGGACUACAUGGAGGCUUAUAUCUGAACACCUUUCAAAUUGAAAAUGAAUUUGAACUUUUCAGCUUCAACAUUUCAAGUUGCAUCCGAUGUGAUACAGUGAACAACACAGAAAAAAAAAAAAAUGCUGUGGAAAUAAUUGAAAAACAACUGACUAUACGU
Molecule: messenger RNA, 4435 nt
Organism: Phycodurus eques (leafy seadragon)
Lineage: Eukaryota; Metazoa; Chordata; Actinopteri; Syngnathiformes; Syngnathidae
Gene: lactb
Product: lactamase, beta
Exons: 5
Coding region: 92-1804 (570 amino acids)
Source: RefSeq, a predicted model, not a curated record